This is a messenger RNA of Alnus glutinosa, 1682 nucleotides long. RefSeq lists its product as uncharacterized. The transcript is spliced from 10 exons. NCBI's taxonomy places the organism in Eukaryota, Viridiplantae, Streptophyta, Magnoliopsida, Fagales, Betulaceae. The record is from RefSeq and is a predicted model, not a curated record. Gene Ontology annotation, molecular function: methyltransferase activity. The coding region runs from base 137 to 1222 and encodes 361 amino acids.
ACGGAGAGCAAACCCAAUAUGAAUAUGAUAACGCUAAUUCAAAUUAGCGCCUUAUGCAUAAGGGGACUCGGGUAGAUUGAUAAGACGUGAAUACAAAUAACGCUUUUCCUCCGGCCCGAAACUCGGUUCGAAGAAGAUGAACCAGAUGUUAACUCUACGGCUUCCUUCGAUGGCGCUUUCUUUCACUACAGCUCUAUAUUCGUGGCGCUCUCGACCAGGCCCUAAUCUCCUCCGCGUUCGACCGGCGUUCACAGCUCUCCGACCACUCUCUCUUUUCUAUAACAAAAUCGGCGUCCUCGCUUUCUGUUCCAGCGAUUCCUUAUCAGUCCCCGAAGAAUCAUCAAAACGCGGCCUGCUUAAGCCUGGUUUAUAUAUUGUAGGAACACCAAUUGGAAAUCUCGAAGAUAUCACCUUACGCGCUCUCCGCGUGCUGAGAUCAGCGGCUGUGAUACUCUCAGAAGACACGAGGCAUUCGGGGAAGUUGCUUCACCAUUACAAUAUCGAAACUCCGCUUCUGAGCUAUCACAAAUUCAAUGAAUCUCAUAGAGAAAAGACUGUGUUAAAGAGGCUGAAGCAAGGUGAGAUCGUGGCGUUGAUAAGCGAUGCCGGUACUCCGGGCAUAAGUGAUCCUGGCAUGGAAUUGGCAAAGUUAUGUGUGGACGAAAAUAUUCCUGUUAUUCCUAUUCCUGGGCCUUCUGCUCUGGUAGCAGCUCUUUCGGCCGCCGGUUUGGCUACUGAUGAAUUUACAUUUGUUGGGUUUCUUCCUAAGCAUGCCGGAUCGAGAAGAGAGAGGCUGAUGGUUUCUGCAAAUGAGAUGACAACUCAAAUAUUCUACGUUCCUCCGCACAAGCUUAACCAGUUUCUUGAAGAAACUUUUUUACAUUUUGGUGGCUCUAGACGAUGUGUCAUAGCUCGGGAGAUGACAAAAAUACAUGAAGAGUUUUGGCGGGGUACAUUGGGGGAAGCGAAAGAAGUGUUCUCGUCUCACCAACCAAAGGGAGAAAUUACACUAUUAAUUGAAGGGAAGACAAAAUCUACGGUUGAAACUCCGUCAGAAUGUCAGCUUGAGAAUGAAUUGAGAAAUUUGAUCUCCAGUGGGCAUAGUCUUUCUACAGCUGUCAAGUUGGUGGCUGGCGGAACAUCAGUCAGUAGGAAAGUGAUAUAUUCACUUGCAUUGAAGAAAUUUGGGAAGCAACUUGGAGCAGAGGAUGAUUCAAAUUAAUGCAAACCACUCUGGAAAUCUGUGAUUGGUCAAUUUUGAAAUCUGUGCUUAGGUAAUUUUCGUGGCCUUGCGUUUGGAUGAAAAUGAUGUCUCAUUUCUCUGUUGUUAGUUUAUUUUAUGCUGCGAUAUGGUGCCAAUGGACCAACAGUGGAGCAAAUGUAUGUGCAACCUUUUUAUCUUCUUCCAGUGACAAGACGCUUCAAGUGAAUAAUCUUUUGUCGUGUUAGUUGUCAUGGCUAGAAACCUGGAUACGGGUAAUCUAGGUUUCCAGCAAAGAUGAGACAUCCUAAGAAGAUACUCCCAUCUGAAACAUCUUGCUCCUUUACUUCAAGCCAAAAGAGAGAAAAACAAAAACUUGGUCCAUGAAUUGUGAAUGAUUGUACUAUUAUUAUUGUAACAGAUGUUUACCCACAGAUUUGUCUUACUAUCUACUUAUUGUGCCGACGACGCAUCUAUCCCA